Molecule: messenger RNA, 1937 nt
Organism: Paramecium sonneborni
Lineage: Eukaryota; Ciliophora; Oligohymenophorea; Peniculida; Parameciidae
Source: the annotation of a GenBank genome assembly
AUGUAAUAAUAAUAACAAAGAAAUUCACUUGUUUAAGAACUGCUUAAAUCUAUUAAUUAAGUAUGCAUUCUAAAUUAUUCAAAAGUCAAAUCAGUCUCUUACAAAUCAAAAUAAAGUCUUACAUGAAUUUUAAUGGUUUUAAUUGGAUAAUUAGAUAAGAAUACGAGUGCAUGAAUUAAUGGAACCUCAUCUUAAACUAUUUCUAGAUUAAAGAUUCGAAUAUGAUACGUAUUUAAUACUUAACUUAUUAAAUUAGCAUUAAUGUUAAGUUAGAAAAACAUCUCCAAAAUUAUGAAGAAUUUAAGUCUCUAUAUUUCUAAAAUGGAAAAAGUCAACCAAUUAUUCAAUAACUUAAAUUAUAGAUAAACGAUUUAGAAUCUCGUUUAGAAAAAUUAUAGCAAACAGAAUAAUUUUCCAUCAUUGAAAUUAAUAAGAAACUUGAUCUAUUCUAAAUUUCAGAAGAUCAACAUAUUUAAUAAUUUAAACUUAUUGAAGAUCACUAAAAUUAAGCUAUUUAGUUAAUAGAGAAUUUUAAAUAGCAAAAUUAAGACUUUAAAUAACUUUUAUUAGAAAAUUUAGAUUAAGUUAAUUAAUAAAAUUAAUUAGCUGUUAAUGAUAUCUAAGAUAAGUUAUUAAAAUUAAAUCAUUAAAUUAGUAAUUAAUAAUCUUAUCAAAACGAUUUUACAUUAAAAAAUUAAAAUAUUUUAGAAGAACUUAAUCUAUUGAAUAACAAAAUAAUUUAAUGCACAUCACAAAAUUCAUAUAAUUAAAAAAAUAUAGAAAUACUUUAAUAGAUAAUUCCAAAAUAUGAUGAAUUGUUAGUUUCUGAUAGAUAUGUCAAUAAUUAAUAAUCUCUUAUGAAAAACAAAUUGUUAUAUUUUGAAAAUUAUUUAGAAAAAUAUUUUCCUUUAUUUUUAUAAGGAACCAUCUCUGAAACCCUUCAUAAUUGUUUGGAAGAUAAUAAUCUCUAUAAAUUAGCUAAAUUUGAAGAGAAUAAAUUUACUCUUUUGCAUUCCGUCAUUUUAAAUGAUUAAGGUAUUCCUAAUCUGGAAAAAAAAAUUAAUGAUAGUACAUAAUAUAUAGAGAAAUAACUUAAAAGAAAUUAAUAAGUAAUUUAGAAUUAUGUCGAGAAAUCUUAAAUCAUAAAAAAUGAUUAAAUUAAGGAUGUAUAAAAUGUUAAGGUUUAAUAAGAAAUAAAAUAACAUGUUUCAGACACAAAAAGUUUGCUUGAAAAAAAUGAGAUCGAACAUUUUAUUGAACAAUAACUUAUUGAAUUAAAAAAAUAGAUAAAUCAAGAAAUUAAUUUUUUUAAAACAAGAGUAGAGUAAGUAGAAAAUAAUUAUAAUAUUUUACAUUAACAAAUGAUUUCAUAAUUUGAAUCAAUUAAAAUAUAAAAUAAUGAAUAGAUUUAAAAAAUUUAACAAUAGUAAUAAGAAUUAAGUGAAUAAUUUGUUCCGAUUCCAUUAUUCAUAAAUGAAAUUAAUGAAAUUUAAUAAUAGUAAUAAUUCAACAUCUAAAAAUUAAAUUAAUUUCUGAUUUUAUAAGCUGAGAUAAAUUCACCUGAAAUUUUAUACAAUGGCAUUAAAUUUUCCUAAGAACAAUGUUAAGAUAUUUUAAAUGAGUUGAUAGAUUAAUUAAAAAAUGAAAACGAUUGCAACUAUUAGGAAUCUCCAAUAAAAAAACUAAAAUAAUAAUUAAAUGUUGAUGAUAAAAGGAGUAUUCGUACAAAAACAACUUCUUAAAGCGGAAUGCGUAAAAGUAUAAAAAGCAUGUAUAGUUCAAGUUAGACAAGGACUACGAUGGAUAAAAGAAAGUUUUAUUUAUUAGGUUCAAAAUUAUAAUAAGAAGUUUGUUAAAGUAUGAAUCUUUCAAUUUUGUAACCAAGAAAAACAAAUUCAAGAAUUCUAUUUUAAAGUAAGUUAUUUGUAAAGGAUUGA